Molecule: messenger RNA, 1330 nt
Organism: Dicentrarchus labrax (European seabass)
Lineage: Eukaryota; Metazoa; Chordata; Actinopteri; Moronidae
Gene: mrpl32
Product: mitochondrial ribosomal protein L32
Exons: 3
Coding region: 83-625 (180 amino acids)
Biological process (GO): translation
Cellular component (GO): mitochondrial large ribosomal subunit
Molecular function (GO): structural constituent of ribosome
Source: RefSeq, a predicted model, not a curated record
CCUGUUUGAUGACGCACUGAAGCUCAGUGACCGUGACCCGUUUGACGUGUUGGGAAGAGAGGAAUCGUGCUGACAACCAAAAAUGAUGAAUUUGGGCGCUUUAGUGCACAGCCUCCGAUGCUCUUUACUACACAUUGAGAGCAGACUCCUGCAGGCGGCGGGACUGGACGCACACCUGGCUCCAGCGCUGGCAGUGAGCGGCCCCAGCCUCCUGCCUCAGCUCGACAGGGAGGAUGAGCUGGAGGAGCAGCAGAGCCCGGAGCAGCCCCCUGGCCUCCUAGACAGCAUCUUGUGGAUGGCUGCUCCCAAGAAGAGACGCACUAUAGAGAUCAACCGCACCAGGAGGAGAGCUGACAACAAACUCCUUAAAGUCAAGACCAACAUUGAGCCGUGUCUAGAGUGUGGCCACUUGAAGCAGAAACACAUCAUGUGUGGCUUCUGUUAUGCUAAGGUGUCCAAGGAGACUGCUCUGAUUCGUCAACGAAUCAAUGCGAUGGAAGGUGGCCCGCUGAGGGCCCCGGCAAUGGAGACUGUGGUCCUGUAUGAAGGCGAGACACCAAGCCAGCAGGACAAAGACAAGAGGAUCGUGGAGAGGCCCAGGAAGAGGCCUGCCUGGUUCAGCUAAUGAUGCAGAGAUAUUGAGGCUGUGUGUGUUACAUACCUUCAGUCUGACUCAGGUCUGGUCAGAUACACACUGAUGCUUUAUGUGAUAUAGUAAACAGCUUAUUUUGUCCAGUCUGUCAGUAAAUGAAAGAGGUUGAUGUAUCAGUCUCCACAAAUUCCAUAAAGGGGUCGUUUGAUCAGCACUGAUACAGGAGCCUUGAUAAAUACUGGCACAUCAGACGUUUUCACUUGUACUACAGUGGUUCUCAACCAUUUUGUUGUCAAGGGCCCCCAGAUUGAUACACACAGCUGUAUUUGAUAAGAUGUAGUCUGAGGGGUCCCAAUCUGAUAAGAUUUAGUUAUUCCAUAACUGUUUAUACUGUAGAUUUUUCAAUUGAAAAAUGUGAAAGUUAUGAACAGAAUAAUUAUUCUUAUACAUUCUUUCACUGAGCUAACUUUUAGUCAGUGAAAUAAUAUUGACAUUAAAAUAUUCCUAUUUUUUCUCGAGGACCCCAGGUUGAGAACCACUGCUGUACUGUAUCAUUAAUGUGGGUAGAGAAAGUGUAAAGAUAUAGGCCUUUGGAGUUUUAGUACAAGACAUCAUGGUUGAUUGUUUUUGUCAUUGUUUCAACAAAUUUUCAGACUCAAACCAAGUUUGUCAGAUUGUCAUCUGAGAGAAAUUUACUGUACAAUAUUUGAAUGUUUGGCAAUAAAUUUGAAAAAAACC